This is a messenger RNA of Onthophagus taurus, 2270 nucleotides long. Its product is annotated as rab-like protein 6. NCBI's taxonomy places the organism in Eukaryota, Metazoa, Arthropoda, Insecta, Coleoptera, Scarabaeidae. Gene Ontology annotation, molecular function: GTP binding. Gene Ontology annotation, cellular component: cytosol; nucleus. The record is from RefSeq and is a predicted model, not a curated record.
CCCUCAUAGAUGUCGCCCCUUGUUAAACGUCAUUCAUAUCUGUCAAAAACGUCAUUCACGUCAUUAUUUAUAUUUUUCUCGUUUAAUAACAUACAUAGAUAAGGUUUUACACAAAAAUGUACUUCAAAAUGUUUACGUCCGAUUUCAUCGGACAAAAUCGUACAAUUUCCGUUAUUUUAAUCGAUUGAUCGUAACAUAACCUACAAAAACCCGAAAGUACCGUUUCUUUUCGAUUUUAAUUAACAUAUGGUGUAUUUAAAAAAAUGUUGUCCGCUUUAAAACGUUUCGCGAGCAAAAAUGAGACUCAAAAUGCACCGGCACCAUCGCAAAAUCGCCCCCCGGGACAUCAAGCAAUGUCUUCUUUAUUACAAAGAAAAUUUGCGAAAGGAGUUCAAUAUAACAUGAAAAUUAUAAUCAAAGGAGAUAGAAAUGUUGGAAAAACGUGUUUGUUUCAUCGCUUGCAAGGUAAAAAGUUUUUCGAAGAAUACAUUCCAACAGAAGAAAUCCAAGUUACAUCAAUCCAAUGGAAUUAUAAAGCCACUGAUGAUGUGGUUAAAGUUGAAGUUUGGGACGUCGUCGAUAGAGGUAAAAAAAAGAAGAGAUUCGAUGGGUUAAAACUGGAAAACGCCCAAUUAGAACUUCCCGAAGAAACGGCGUUAGAUGCCGAAUUUUUGGACGUUUACAAAGGAACUAACGGAGUGAUUAUGCUGAUGGAUUUAACGAAAAGUUGGACCUUCGAAUAUGUACAAAGAGAAAUGGUUAAAGUCCCAUCUCAUAUUCCAGUUAUCAUUAUGGCUAAUCAUUGUGAUAUGGCUCAUCAUAGAACUGUAACAACAGACCAUGUUCUUUAUUAUAUCGAAUCUAUUUCAGGACAACGUUCUGCACAAAUUCGUUACACUGAAUCUUCAAUGCGAAACGGGUUUGGUUUAAAGUUUCUCCAUAAAUUUUUUAAUCUCCCUUUUCUUCAACUUCAAAAAGAAACGUUAUUAAAACAAUUAGAAAGAAACGAAUCUGAAACUUCAGCAACCGUACAAGAAUUAGAUUUAUUCGCCGAAUCGGACGAAGCUGACUACGCCAAAUUCAUAGAAAACUUAACGCGUAAACGACGCGAAAUCGCGGACAAUAAUGCAAACAUUCCAGCCCCGAUGAUGGUCAUCCCACAAUCGGCGUCCGUCCAACAACUAUCUCAACAAGCCGUAACGGACAUGAAAAGAUCUCAAAGUGCAUCAAUUAUAAUUGGGGGAGGAAAACCGAUACCUUACGCCGGAAACACUUUGAAAAAACCAACAGUAUCAAACUCAAACUCAAAAAGUUCAAGUUUAAGCUCUGGAUUUAAAGAUGGUCUUCCAGAAAACGUCGUCCUAAAAAAACUUGAUUCGUCCACGACCAACCCGAUAACUUCACUCGAAGAAUUUUGCCCCGACGGUGAUCAAUUAGAUCGAAGCUUUCUUGAUGAUGUCCAUUCAACACCUCAAACAAACAAUUCAAAUGCAAUCGAUGACUCAGAUAGCGACCAAGAUACCGGAAAUCCACUCGUUUCCGAAUUCCAAGAUGAUUUCGAUCCUGAAGUUGAAAUCGAAGCUCCAAAAGUGAACAUUCAAGGCGCCCCAGAAGAACGUCGACCAUCAGCCAUCGUCGGUGGUAGCAGUGAAAACGAAAAUAAAACCGAAAUUGAAGAAGAUAUGCGUCAAACUAACGACGAAUUAGAUUCAACAAUAAACAGUGAAAUCUCUGAGAUUACAUCAGAAGCUUUUGAUACAUGGAUGGGGGCUGAUACUAAAUGGAGACGAUCACCUGAAGGUGGCGAAGAUACUACAGCCGUUAGUCAAACUUUGGAUUAUAGUGGAAGUACCGUUUAUGAUGAUAGCACAAGUGUAACGUCAUCUAAUGUUCAUAUGGAAUUAUUAAGUUCAAAGCAUAGUAAUCGGAGUUUAACUCCAAAUCGGAGUGGAGAAAGUGAUAACGAAGGUGGAAAAGGAGUUAAAAAAGAAAGAAAAAAAAAGGAUAAAGAAAAAGGUGACCGAAAACACAAACAUAAAAAAUCAAAAGAUAAGGAUAAAGAGGUGGGAAAGAGUGAUCGGAAACAUAAAAGAAGAUCUCGAGAUGAGACUAGUUCGAGAAGGGAUGAACUUGAAGAAUUUUUAAAUGGAUCUGCUAGCCCGUGUAUGGAUUCUGCGUACGAAGCUAUAUAGCGUAUGCCUGUUUUAAUUAAAUGUAGGUAUUUUGAUAUUUAAAAUAAUGAAUCAAACAUAACCUAAUAUCAAUUAUAA